Molecule: messenger RNA, 4606 nt
Organism: Lethenteron reissneri (Far Eastern brook lamprey)
Lineage: Eukaryota; Metazoa; Chordata; Hyperoartia; Petromyzontiformes; Petromyzontidae
Gene: STK16
Product: serine/threonine kinase 16
Biological process (GO): protein phosphorylation
Cellular component (GO): Golgi apparatus; cytoplasm
Molecular function (GO): protein serine/threonine kinase activity; ATP binding
Source: RefSeq, a predicted model, not a curated record
CACGUGACCACGUUGUGUGUGUAUCACGUGAGCACUUUGUGUGACGUAGCAGCGGCUGCCUUUAUUUUAUUUUUAAAACGAAGCUGACGCUAAGAGGCUGCCACCAGAACGAAAAGCGCCGAGGCAAAGUUUCUCGUGAGAGGAGGAUGAGGAGGAAGCAAUGGGGCAGGCGAACUGCAUCUGCUCUCGAGGAAUCUUCUCCAUCGACGACAAACGCUACUUCUUCAUUGAGCAGCUUGGCGAAGGCGGCUUCAGCUACGUGGACCUGGUGGAGGGGGCUCACAACGGCCGCUUCUACGCGCUAAAGCGCAUCGUGUGCCACGAUAAGGACGACCACAAGGGGGCGCUCAGGGAGGUGGAGAUGCACCGCGCCUUCCGCCACCCCAACGUCCUCCCGCUGGAGGGCAGCCGCGUGGUGGAGCGGGGCCCCAAGUGCGAGGUCUGGCUGCUGCUGCCCUAUUACCAGAGAGGCACACUGUGGGACGAGCUGGAAAAACUCCGCAACAAGCACAGCUUCAUGACGGAGGAGAGGAUCGUCGACAUCUUCCGUGGCAUCUGCAGCGGCCUCAAGGACAUUCAUGACAAGGGCUUUGCGCACAGAGACCUGAAACCCACAAACGUCCUUCUUUCCGACGAGGACGUCCCCGUCCUCAUGGACCUCGGCUCCAUGGAGAAGGCUCGCAUCGAGAUAAAGAACUCGCGGGAGGCGAUGGCACUGCAGGAUCGGGCUGCAGAGCGCUGCACCAUAUCGUACCGUGCCCCAGAGCUGUUCACCGUUCCGAGCCACUGCAUCAUUGACGCACGGACAGACAUCUGGUCCCUGGGCUGCGUGCUCUUCGCCAUGAUGUUCCUGGAGGGCCCGUUUGACGGCGUGUUCCAGCGCGGCGACAGCGUCGCUCUCGCGGUGCAGAGCAGCGUCAACAUCCCGUCUAGCAGCAGGUAUUCACAACCUCUGCGCACACUGCUAACCUCGCUUAUGGACGUGGACCCCUCGGAGAGGCCCACGGCCGACGGCGCCCUGGAGCAAGCGAACGAGCUGCGUGGCGCCUUCUCUUCCACGCACAACACGGCCGUCUGAGUUUCAGGGGGGCCGGCCCCCCCCCCUUCGCAAACCGGCCGCCGCUCCCAAAGUGGCUUUCCGGGGACAGUUUCAGGAGGCCGAGCUUGCGUUGACAAAGAGCGCAAGCCAGCCGUCGCGUCUUCCCACGGCUUCAGAGCACCGCAACGAGGCGUUGUCAUCGGUGGUGUUGUUGUUGUUCAGGCUCCUCGCUCAGAACAUUUUAACUCGUUCAACGCAUUCCACACGACGACGACAACAAACCUCUCUUCGUUACUCGGUGACGUCGGCGCAGCGCUUGUGUCAGGCGAGGUGCGUUUUGAGGCCGUGCGAAGUGGCGAAGGUUGGCUGGAGCGCUCUUAUGUGCUAUGCUGGUUAUAUAGCAUUCCACGCACAAACACAACAACUUUCCGUCACUUGCCAGUGAUUGGUGGUGACCACACCAUGGUACCUCCUUGUGUGAACGCUAGGUGCAUGUGCACGACCCGUGAAGUUACAAAGGUUAUACACACAAAUGCACGUACAUUUGUACAGAGUCAAAAGCAGAGGUAUCACCGACGGCUUAAAUGGACUUUUGGAGCAAUUGCUCUCAUCGAACACCUGCUAAGGGCCGGGACAUCACCCCGAGCUGAUGGGUGGUUAGGUCAGUACGAUCAGUGUGUCUGCAGCGCUAACUGUAGACACACUGCACCAGGUAUGCAUUUUACACUGAGUCAACCCAGGUGGGGGACCACGUCCAGUUUUCCAAACCGGUUCUGUCACUGGCUGCGUGUGUGCGCGCGCGAGCGAGGCCAGGAGUCGAAGCCAGUGCCCGCUUGAGAUUGUUAGUGCCGUGUGAUCACGGCUUUGUCACCGUUUCCCCUGAAACGCACACAUGCUCUCGCGUGCUUGUGCAUCGAAGCUGCUAAGGGGAGGAGCAUUCGUGUCAGAGGUUGCAAACGGGUUUUGAUUCCUUACCCGUACCCGGCCGCACCAGGGUCGCAAACGGGUACCCUACCCGAUACCCGGCUACCCGUACCCGGCCGGGUAUCGGGUAGGGUACGGGUACCCGAUUGCGACCUCUGGGAUGUAGCCAUGUUGCAGGCGUGGGUGGGUUGAUUCUAGGAACUUGAAUUGUGAGAAGAGACAAGACGUUGGGAAAUGAGUGACAAAGGGUUACUCACCAGUGACUCACGGCCUACCAGUACCCGUACCCAGUCGCACCAGGGUCGCAAACGAGUACCUGUACCCGGCCGGGUACGGGUAUCGGGUAGGGUACGGGUAUCGGGUACCCAAUUGCGACCUCUGAUUCGUGUUCAGUCGGGCGCAACGCCUGGACCUUGGCUGCUACUGCCCUGCCCAGAUGAACGUAGAAAGGGGGCGAAUUACAAGUAUGCUUCUUUUUGUUCGUUUGACUCUUGCCUGUAUUAUCAUUAGUAUAUAUCAGACAUGGUUGUUACUCUACUGGUGGAUGAAGACCUCCCCAAGUUGCGAUGGGGCCGAUUAAUUUGGGGGGGGUGGGGGGAGUUCAAUUGUUUGUGGGUAACGAAUAAGAGGACGAAAACUUGAAAUUGCACAUUAUCUAAAUAUCGCGACAGUACCGUCAUGCAAUGUCACACAUUUAACUAAACUUCUGAGCUUCAUUUAUAACAUCUGUAGUUUAAACAGGUUCUUACACAUGCCUUUCUGCACAUUGGUAAAUAUGUUUCGGGAGUUCCCCCCCACCCCAGCAAUGCCGAAUGCAUUAGCAGCAUCACCUCUCUGGGAUUGUCAAAGGAGCAAACCAAAGGAGGGUUUAAUAGGGGGGGGGGUGGAGGGGGGGGUGUCUUUUUAGUGACUGAUCCUAGCGAAACUCGGCACAUCUUGAGUUUAACGCAACCAGCUGGCCGCAUUCACUUGCUCCGUUUGAUUACCAUCCUAUGGGGCAUUUAUCCCCGGCAUCUUCACGUGCAACGUUCAAUACAGGGACUCCUCAACUUACCGACUUUCGACUUACGACCUUUAAGAGAUACGAACAAACCUAGUUGCCUGUUUGGACCGAGAUCCAUAAGUUCAACCAGCGUGCAAUAGAUGCCGGUGGUGGCAUCUACACAUGCAGACGAUGAAGAACCAGUGGCAUCUACAGGAGAUCAUACAGCGUUUAAAGCCAUUGCCCGUGUUUAGUGGACACGCCGUACAACACGUUUGUAAUCGACAGGAGUAAAGUUGGACUUACGAACAAAUUGACUUACGAACAGAGGUCUUGAACGUAACUUGUCCGUAAGGAGAGGAGUCCCUGUGCCAAGGUUUUUGAAGAGUUUAGUCCUCUUGUAUAUGUGCGUACUUAUUUUUACGCGUAUUUAUGCAAAAUAUCGCAUUCUUGUCCACGUGUCAGAAGUGUUCGAGUGGUAUUGAUAUCAUGGCCGUGUUGUGGACAUUGGACACCGUACCUUAAGAGUGGCAUCCAAGAUGGUAACGUGCAGCGUUGGAUACCAGGUAUUGAACAUGUCUGGUCUUUACACAUCCACCCUUUUGUUGAAGAAAAAUAGCAUUAAUUUCCACACGUGUACUGGUAACGUGAUGCAGUGUCGAGUGGUGUUAAUAUUAUUGAGUGCAAAGACUCCUUGUAUAGUGAUUCCCAGUGUUUACAGGAUCAAUAGAUCGACUUUUUGCGUACGUCUACUGUGUUUGUGCAAGGCCACACUGACCUGCUUAGUGUAGCUGGUAAGUAGACUAUUGUGUAAGGGGCCAUCCAUUUAGUACGUACGCUAAUAUCUGACAACUUGACCCGCCCCCUCCCCCGAAUCCUAUAGAACGGCCGAUAUUUAAUCAACGCAGAAACGAUCAAGGAUUAAUUAUAUUAACGUGUUUCAGCAAACAGACAGUCCACCGCCAGCUGCAUUAAAGAAUUAAGUUGUGUACCUUGGCCACUUAUUUUGCUGAGCUGCAUGAUAGCUGCUGUCAGGGUUACGGUGGCACACGAGUGACACCUCUCCCACAGUCCCACCUCUCCCGGUAGUGAUUGUCUGACAGCUGAAGAAACUGAACUGUGGCUCAUUUGAAGGCCGAUGUAGACAUCGAGGUUUCACCCCCCCCUCCCCCGUUUCCUAUGCGUACGGACAUUGUCAGUAGACCCCACAUACGCAAGCGUACGCAUUUUAGUUAACCCCCUUCCCCCUCCAUGCGUACGUACUAAAUGGAUGGCCUCUAAGUAGACGAUUCUGCGUUGGUGUAGGUGUACUGCUGCUGUUAAUGGUCUCUCUUUGCUGUGUGCCUUUUUUGGGGGGGUUUGUCUUUGUUAAUGUAUGUCCUUUCCCCCCACCCCGCAUGAUGCAUUCCACUGCAACUUUAAUUUGUGGCGGGGAGGGGGCAAGGGGGCGAGGGGGUUCAGUCUGAAAUGGCAACUGAAAGUCGGAACGAUUUUCAGAUGCACCGUACAAGAGGUUAUUCUAAAUAAACUUCACUGUUUUCACCCCAAAAAAAAAAACAAAGUCUAGAGCAGUGGUUCUUAAACUUUGACUGCAGCCUUGCACCCCUUUGGUUCUCAAUCGUAAACAAAAAAUACGUAAGUUUGAUAAAAACAAAGUGGUU